AUGUCUUCUCCCAAGACUUUCAGAAUCAAGCGAUUCCCAGCCAAGAAACAAAAGCUGAAUCGUCCCAUUCCCCAGUGGAUUCGGACGAAAACUGGUAAUAAAAUCAGGUACAACUCCAUGAGAAGGUGCUGGAGAAGAACCAGGCUGGGUCUAGAAGGCGUCACAUAUCAUGCGAUGACACACCUGACUGGCACACAUAUUUACUUAAGUUGUGUGAAGAUCAUGUGUUCUAUCCUUGUCACUCUGUAA
This is a messenger RNA of Mustela lutreola (European mink), 249 nucleotides long. RefSeq names its product large ribosomal subunit protein eL39-like. Bases 1 to 249 code for a protein of 82 amino acids. Gene Ontology annotation, biological process: translation. Lineage: Eukaryota; Metazoa; Chordata; Mammalia; Carnivora; Mustelidae. Gene Ontology annotation, molecular function: structural constituent of ribosome. Gene Ontology annotation, cellular component: ribosome; cytosolic large ribosomal subunit. The transcript has a single exon. The record is from RefSeq and is a predicted model, not a curated record.